AUGUUACAAAUGGCCGCGUUUACUAUCAUUAAUGUGAGUUCUACUGCAGUGACUGCUCGAGUGAGACGUUUAGGUGACUUUUUCGCUGUGGUGAUAAAAUUCCUUAUGAAAAGGAAUUAUACACAAAUUUCUUGUGAUAAUGAAGAGGAAAAGAAUGAUUUUCCAGGAAUUGAUUUUAAAUCGUUUGAAAGUAUUUCUGCUGCAAUCAGCGAUGCCGAAAAGAUUGUAACAGGUUAUGAGGAAAUGGGCGAUGGAGAGCUGUGCUGCUUAACGAUGUUAAGAUUUUAUAAUGGAUUCGAAUGGAUGAUGUUAUUAAUGGGCAUAGCGAAAGAGUAUAACGAGCAUAUUCCCGAUAGAAAAGGCAUUAAUAAUGCAACGAUUCCGCCAAAAAUAUUCGAUAUGCUUUUGAAGGCUUUUAUUAAUUGUGGUGCAAUGAAAUUAAAUGAUGAUAAUUGGUGGAAACUUAUGAUGAUUAUUAGUCAACUUUUGGUUCGAUGUUGUUCGCAGUCGAAAGAAUUUUGUGCUAAGUUCAGAAGCAAAUCAGAAUAUUACAAUUUUCGGCAAAUUUGUAAACUUUUCGACAAUCGUUAUUCAAGUACUGUACAAGAUAGGUGGUAUCUUAUCCAGCUACUGAAAUUCAUUGCGAAUGAAAAAAAUGGUGCUUAUGCAAUCGCCAUGGCACCAGGAAUGUCUAAGCGAAUUAUCGAGCAACUUGAAGACGAAAAUAAAUUUCUAUAUCGUGCUGCUUUGAAGCUUGUCAAUUCUAUGGUAGCAAAAUCUUUUUUGGCUGGCAAGAUGAGCUCCGAACAACAAGUCUAG
Dracunculus medinensis (Guinea worm) is the source of this 819-nucleotide messenger RNA. The record is from the annotation of a GenBank genome assembly. Lineage: Eukaryota; Metazoa; Nematoda; Chromadorea; Rhabditida; Dracunculidae.